Astyanax mexicanus (Mexican tetra) is the source of this 2863-nucleotide messenger RNA. It is a transcript of the gene mob2a, whose product is annotated as MOB kinase activator 2a. Bases 493 to 1164 code for a protein of 223 amino acids. NCBI's taxonomy places the organism in Eukaryota, Metazoa, Chordata, Actinopteri, Characiformes, Acestrorhamphidae. Gene Ontology annotation, biological process: positive regulation of protein phosphorylation; signal transduction. Gene Ontology annotation, molecular function: protein kinase activator activity. The record is from RefSeq and is a predicted model, not a curated record. The transcript has 5 exons. Gene Ontology annotation, cellular component: nucleus; cytoplasm.
UAUGUAGCAGAAGGGCGAAACUGGUCGGUACAGCGGCAGAGACUGAGACUGAGCGGCGCUGCAGUCAGUCCGGCACACGGAGCACGCACGCACAGCCCGCCCGGAGCCCGGUCUGAGGGUCUGGAAGCUGCGCAGAGGGCAGAGCGGGGUCGGCUCGGCUGGUCAGGGCUGCAGUUUUCGGGGAGGACGGCUGAGCUGCUGGUGUUACCCAGCUUACCGCUGAGCUGAAGCUCAAAGUCAAUGCAGCCUCCUUCUCCUCCUCAUCCUCCGCCCUCAGACCCACACCUCUACACCCGCCGCACAGCGCUGCUUACCCGGCUUUAGACCCACACACGCACCGGCGGGCGGGACCGGGCUCUUCGCUGGAGGCACCGAGACAAGUGGAGCAGGGAGGCGCGCUCUGCCCUGGCCGGACACGGUGUAUGUGAGCUGGCCGCAUAAGCCGAGGCAAAAGCGGGCUGCGUGGAUAUCUCCUCCCUUGGUGGCGGCAGGAUGGACUGGCUGAUGGGGAAGUCUAAAACGAAGCCCAAUGGAAAGAAGCCUCCAGCCGAGGAGAAGAAGCACUAUUUGGAGCCGGAGUACACUAAAGUGCGGGUGGUGGACUUCGACCUCAAAGAGCUGGUGGUGUUACCCAGAGAGAUAGACCUCAAUGAAUGGCUUGCCAGCAACACAACAACAUUUUUCAAUCUCAUCAACCUGCAGUAUAGCACAAUCUCAGAGUUUUGCACUGGUGACACAUGUCUAGCCAUGACGGCCUGUAAUACAAUAUACUACUGGUAUGAUGAGAGGGGGAAGAAGACCAAGUGCACAGCUCCUCAGUAUGUGGACUUUGUCAUGAGUUUAGUGCAGAAACUAGUGACAGAUGAAGAAAUCUUCCCAACGAAAUACGGUAAAGAGUUCCCCAACUCGUUCGAGUCUCUGGUGAAGAAGAUCUGCCGGUACCUGUUCCACGUGCUGGCGCACAUCUACUGGGCACACUUUAAGGAGACGGUGGCGCUGGAGCUGCAGGGACACUUGAACACGCUGUACGCACAUUUCAUCGUCUUUGUGAGGGAGUUCAAUCUGGUCGACCCUAAGGAGACGUGCAUCAUGGACGACCUGUCAGAAGUGCUGUGCACCCCCCUGCCCCCCUCCCCACAACAGAACCACGUGACUGAGAGAUGAGCCGCCCGCACAGCCACCGAGCCCCUUUAGCGCGGAGGAAGAGGAGGAUGAAGAGGGAGUGAGAGGAGGCCCUGGGCAGGGCCGGGCUGCUGGCAGGACUCGCAGACCCUUUGACAUCCUGAUGACUUUUUGACCACCGUAAGAAUCAGAGGAAGGGGCGGAGCUUGGGGGAAGGCAGUGCCUCUGACCAGUGCACACUGGUGUGGAAUUCCCCCCCCAAUAACAAAUAGCCCCACAUGUCUACCUACCUGCAAUCUAACUAGGAACUAUUUCUAUUCUUUUUAUUUUAUUUUUUAGCGCUUUUAUGUUUUUGUUUUUAUUUAUUUUCGUGCACAUUCUUGGUGGAUCUGAGGUUUGUGAGGAUGGCUGUUUUCAGUUUGGAUGCAUUCGCAUUGCCUAAUGCAUGAGACAGAAAGCCGGUUAGUAGUUCUGCUUUGAGUCGACGCAUAGCCUGCGCAGGUGGCCUGCACUGUUGUGUCUGCAUCACUCUGCAGAUACACUGCGGAGGUAGAAAUGCUGGAAUCCAAUACUCAAUGGCCAAUUACAGAUAUUGCGGUCAUCAUGUUGCAUAGUUACAUUUUAGGGAAGUGCAUGCCAGGCUAUAGCAAAGGCUAUGGUGUAGGUAUGCAGCUGUACACAGGGUUAUGCAUAUGCUCCUGCAUACACUCCAUGCAGAAGCAUAAAUCGGCUCAAGGCUAAAGCACUGUCUCUGCUAUUAGACCAGGGUUUUCAAUUCUGGUCCUGGUGCCCCUCUGCCCUGCUAAUGUAUGGCUUUCUCUUCUCACAUCCGAUUCAGCUCAUUAAUGAGCUCUUUCAGCGUUUCAGUGAGUGUGCAGGGAAUCCUCUUAAAUCACACCAGGUCCAGGAUUGAAGAGCUGUGUUAGUGAUGUAUUAAAUAAACUCAUAGAACCUAACCUGCCCUGACUGUUAGUUCUCCAUGACUGAGACUAAACCAUAAACACUCAUUCCUUCAUGAAGCCGGUUCCAGUUCACUUGUUCUGUCGUCUCUUCAUCGCCCCUUAGCCCUCCAAUCUCCUCCUCCCUUCUUUCCCUCUCCCUCUAUCUCUUUCCCUCUCUUCCCAUUCCCUCAUUCACAGUGAUGUUCUGAAACGUUAGAAAGGUCACAUGAUGAUGAUAAUGAAAGGUUGAACACCAGAAAUGAAUGUCCUGGUGAAAGAAGGCUGAUGAUGAGCGGUAUGGUCAUCUCUUCUCUCUCACACUCAGUGAUCAGCGUGAAGCUGGUAGAAUGUGCUAUGAUUGCAUUCAGAAUGGGUGAGACUGAUGAUUGGUUGAUGUGUGAAUAAACAGUGCAGAUGGUUUUUGUGGCAAUGCAUUGAGGAUCCAUCCUCCAGGGUUGCAGCCUUUUAUUCUCUUUUUCUUUACAGUUUGUUUUUAUUUUUUAUGUUUAUCAAAGAGGUCAUGAACAUUACGGCUACACGUGUGUAGAACAUGCACAUUCUGCUUGCAGUUAUAAGAAAUAGAUUGUAACUAUGUAAAGAAAAUCGCAAGUGGAUAACUUCAGAUUAGCCUCUAUGGAGGGAGAUUUGUUUCCUCUUUUUUUAUUUUAUUUAUUUUUGACCUUUUAUUUGCAGGGUUCUUAAGUUCUGGCUUUCUUUUAUGUAUUUUAAUUAUCUAAGUUAAAGCAAUUUAUUAUUUUAAGCUCUGCAAAUUAUAAUCUAAUAAAAGAUUUUAAAAAUGA